Messenger RNA from Effrenium voratum, 1476 nucleotides. The record is from the annotation of a GenBank genome assembly. NCBI's taxonomy places the organism in Eukaryota, Dinophyceae, Suessiales, Symbiodiniaceae.
CUCCACUCCGGCGCCAUGACGGGCCCCAGCGCGGCAGUGCUCAGGAAGGUUGCAGAAGACGCAGACGUGGACACGUUGAAGGUUUUGCUGGAAGCCUCUAGCAAUCCUGCAGAGCUGCUGGGCCAAGCAGACGGCCAAGGGCAAAGCCCCCUUCACUUGGCUGUACGUGCACGGCCUGGCGAUGAGGCCCUCGCCACGGUGUCCUCCCUGCUGGCGUUUCGGGCCCCGUUGGAGCAGCAGAAUGACCGUGGGGAGACGCCGCUGGUGCUGGCUGUGCGGACCGCCUUGGCUGCUGGUGUGGGCGAGGGUCCUUGGCUGCUGCCAGUGCAGCUGAUUCUGGAGGCCCGAGCUGCGGCUGGCGCGGCAGACAAGCGGGGCCGCACUGCGCUCACCUACGCAGCAAGCGCUGGUAGCCUCCCGCUCUGCCGGGCGCUGCUCAGCUUCCGCGCGGAGCCUCGCCAGGCCAACGCCUCCGGCGCCACGGCUGAGAGCCUGGCGCGGCGCCAAGGCCACCAAGAUGUGCUUGAGCUUCUGUCGCAGGAGCCAUCGAAGCCCACGCCGAAGCCGGCAAAGCCGCCAGCCAGCGAGACCUCGGCGCGCCGGCGGGAGUGCGAAGCUGCGAAACUCCCGGUGGACUGGUGCCGCAACGAGCAGCAGAUGAUGGAGUUGAGAAGCUACUGGCAGAAGUGGAGCCUUGUGUCCAUGCAGCAACUGAUGCAGGAGUGCAAAAUGCAGCGCAUCAACUCCGACAAAGUGCCUCGGAGCGAGGAGCUGCUAUCGCGCUUAGUGCUACACCAUGCUUGGGAGCAGAUGUCGGAUGACCAGCUGCAAGACGCUUGCUUUGCUCGAGGAGUACCUGUUCCCAAGUCGAGUUUCAGCUCAGCUUAUUCUGUAAAUCGGGAAGCUGAUCGAACGGACAUCAUCUUCCGUUUGAAGGAGGCCGUCUUUGGUCUUCGUCCAGGUGAGUUCGGUCCAUUGCCAGUGGCGCCAGAUGAUGCCAAGAGACCCAGCGGCUAUGCGCCAAAGUUUGCGCCAAAGCCUGCGCCAAAAACUGCGCCGAAGCCUCCGCCAAAGACUGCGCCAAAGACUGCGCCAGAUGGAAGUGAUGACUGGAAGUCAGAGCCGAGAAUGUUCCGGUUUUUGCAGGAAUUCCCGGGCUUCUCGGGGCCUGCUCCGGGUCCGGAGGCGGCUUUCUGGACAGAUGCUGCACUGAGACAGUAUUUCUUUUCCAACGGCUAUGUGCGUCCUCGCGCUGGACAUGAAGGCCGGCUUUCCGCCCAUUUCCGCACCCUGGGCCUGUCCGACACUGCCAGUGCAGAGGCGGUGCGCAAGGCCUACCGUGCUCUCGCCUUGAAGCAUCACCCGGACAAGUCGGAGGACAAGAGCGGUGUGGACUUCCAACGGGUGCAACAGGCCUACGAUGCGCUCGCCCAAGCAGGGCGCCUGAGGCCUGAGCCUUCGGAGUGAAGCUAGGGC